Messenger RNA from Diachasma alloeum, 1439 nucleotides. RefSeq names its product 4-coumarate--CoA ligase 1. The transcript has 4 exons. The annotation marks the transcript as partial. Gene Ontology annotation, molecular function: CoA-ligase activity. Lineage: Eukaryota; Metazoa; Arthropoda; Insecta; Hymenoptera; Braconidae. The record is from RefSeq and is a predicted model, not a curated record.
AUUUACUCUUAUCAAUUUCAGGUAACAUUAUUAAAUCCAGCAUAUACAGUCUGGGAAUGUAGCUAUCAAAUUGAAAAUUGUCACGCUUCUGCAGUAAUCACAACUCAGGAGAAAUAUUCAUUAAUUGCAACAAGUAUAAAAGAGCAACAUCAGAUUCGCCUGCCAGCAAUUCUUAUUCCAUGCGGCAGUGAGCCACUUCCCGCAGGUACGAUAAAUUUCAGGGAUCUAGUGGCUGAUGGAAUUGAGGAGUUUGAAAAGACGGGGGAGCCAACUGGAAUUGAUGAUAAAAAUGAUACAAUACUCCUACCUUACUCCAGUGGAACCACUGGGCUGCCUAAAGGCGUGGAACUCACACACAGGAACCUUGUUGCUAAUUUAACGCAACUAGCGGAACCAAGUUAUACUUUUUCAGAACCAGCUGUUGGUGAAUUCCAAGAAAUCUUACCUACGUUUCUACCUCUUUAUCAUAUCUACGGUUUGGUCGCCUCUCUUUACAGUUUCCUCAGUUGUGGUGGCAAACUUAUUUUAAUGCCUGAAUUCACAUCAAACAAUUUACUAGAUGUCCUUGAGAAUAACGAAGUCACAGAAUUGCACUUAGCUCCUCCGGUUGUCCAACUCAUAGCAAAUGACUCCAGAUUCAGCAAAAAACACAUGGAGAGGGUCAAGUGCGUUAUGAGUGGAGCAGCCCCACUUGGAUUAGAAUUGAUCACAAAAUUCCAGUCGAAAAUGAGUACAAACUGCCAAUUUACCCAGGCUUACGGAUUGACCGAGACUUCACCGAUGAUAACGAAAUCGAAAUAUUCGGAUUGCCAAUCUGUUGGUUUGAUAAGUGUGAAUACUCGUAUUCGAAUAGUUGGAAGAAAUAAUGAGAACACCGGAAUGAACUUGGGGAUCGACGAAACUGGAGAGAUUGUGGUCAAAGGGCCACAGGUGAUGAAGGGAUAUUACAAGAAUACGAAGGCCACUGAGGAUUGUAUGGAGGGAGAGUGGUUCAAAACAGGAGACUUGGGGUAUAUCAAUGACAAAGGGGAAUUAUUUGUAACUGAACGUGUGAAGGAACUCAUCAAAGUCAAGGGCUACCAGGUGGCUCCAGCUGAACUUGAGAACGUCAUUUAUGGUCACGAUAGCGUCGCGGAUGUCGCGGUAAUUGGAAUACCCCAUGAAAAAUUUGGUGAAGCACCAAAGGCAUUCAUCGUGUUAAAGGCGAAUGCCAAAACUACAGAGGAAGAAAUAAAAAAUUACGUUGCUGAACGUCUUGCCAAGUACAAACACAUUGACCAAGUCCAAUUCAUCGAUCAAAUACCAAAAAGUACCGCUGGCAAGAUUCUCAAGAAAAAACUUCGACAGCUGAAAUAGUGAAUUCAUCUAUUCAUGAACUGUAUUUUAUGUUGGCACAUGUAAGAGCUUGAAUAAACGAAAAACUUUGUUUGCAAGAGAAA